Molecule: messenger RNA, 1793 nt
Organism: Merops nubicus (carmine bee-eater)
Lineage: Eukaryota; Metazoa; Chordata; Aves; Coraciiformes; Meropidae
Gene: THSD4
Product: thrombospondin, type I, domain containing 4
Exons: 10
Biological process (GO): extracellular matrix organization
Cellular component (GO): extracellular matrix
Molecular function (GO): metalloendopeptidase activity
Source: RefSeq, a predicted model, not a curated record
CAUUGCGGAGUCGUUCAGGACGGUCCAUCAUCAAUGGAAACUGGGCAAUUGAUCGACCUGGGAGGUACGAAGGUGGUGGGACAAUGUUCACUUACAAACGCCCCAACGAAAUCUCCAGCACUGCGGGAGAGUCGUUUUUAGCUGAUGGUCCAACAAACGAAGUCCUUGAUGUCUAUAUGAUACAUCAGCAGCCUAACCCGGGAAUACAUUAUGAGUAUAUCAUACCAGGAGACAAUGUCAUUAGUCCUCAGUUGCUUGCUCACAGGAAGCCAGGGGAGCCUUUGAAUGGUCAGUUAGGAAUGCCAGAAAGUACAGAUCAAGAGGAUGCAGAUUUGCACAGGGAAACAGACAUUCUCACUGGACAGUCAGCUGGAACUUUUCCAGUUAUUCAGCCGGGAAGAUUUUCUUCUCAUCAGCCAGAAAACCAGGUGCCUGCUGUUCAGCCAGCAAGACAAAGCCGAGAAUACAACUGGAAACAGAUUGGAAAAACUGAGUGCACUACUACAUGUGGGAAAGGGUCACAGUACCCAGUUUUUCACUGCGUCAACAGAAUCACUCAUGAGGAGGUACCUGAGAGUUACUGUGACAGCAGCACCAGACCCAUUCCAGAAGAGGAGGCCUGCAACCUCUUCCCAUGUCCAGCUUUCUGGGAUAUAGGGGAGUGGUCUGAGUGCAGCAAAACGUGUGGCCUUGGUAUGCAGCAUCGACAGAUCUUAUGCCGGCAGAUGUACGCCAAUCGGACCUUGACAGUUCAGCAGUACCGCUGCCAUCACCUGGAGAAACCAGAGACAACCAGCACUUGCCAGCUGAAGAUCUGCAGCGAGUGGCAGAUCAGGACAGAGUGGACUUCAUGUUCAGUGCCUUGUGGAGUGGGGCAGAGGACCCGAGAUGUGAAAUGUGUCAGCAACCUUGGGGACAUCGUUGAUGAUGAGGAGUGUAACAUGAAGCUGCGACCAAAUGAUAUUGAGAACUGUGACAUGGGUCCUUGUGCUAAGAGCUGGUUCCUUACAGAGUGGAGUGACAGGUGUUCUGCAGAGUGCGGUGAGGGAGUCCGUACGCGCUCAGUGGUGUGCAUGACGAACCAUGUCAGCAGUUUGCCUCUGGAAGGCUGUGGCAAUAACAGACCCUCUGAAACAACUCCCUGUAAUAAUGGUCUCUGUGCUGGUAAAGUGGAGUGGUUUGCUGGGGGCUGGACACAGUGCUCUACUGAAUGUGGCAGUGGAACUCAACAAAGAGAAGUAAUUUGUGUUAGGAAAACUGAAGAUAAUUUUGAUGUUUUGAACCCCUAUGAAUGUUCAUAUUUGGAAAAACCUCCCAGCCAGCAAUCCUGCUACCUCAAACCCUGUGGAUCUAAGUGGUUUCAUACAGAAUGGAGCACAUGUUCCAAAUCCUGUGAAGGAGGAUUUCGAGUUCGAGAGGUACGAUGUCUAUCGGACAACAUGACAGCCAGUACUCAGUGUGAUCCACAGCUUAAACCUGAAGAAAAAGAACCCUGUAACACACAAGAUUGUGUCCCUGAAAUAGAUGAGAACUGCAAAGAUAAAUACUACAAUUGCAAUGUGGUGGUUCAGGCCCGGCUCUGUGUCUACACAUACUACAAAACAGCAUGUUGUGCAUCCUGUACGCGGGUGGCAAACAGACAAUCAGGGUUUCUAGGACGUAGAUAACAAAUACUAUUCUACUCAAAGCAGCAACAUUGGUCUUCAGAUGGAGCUUGAACAGUGUUAACUGUUUUGACGGCAGAAGAUUUUAGUUUCUUAGAGAUGGUUUUUUAUAUUGCUGAGUACAUCAAG